CAAAAAAAAAAUUGUUCUUCCCUUGGCCGACGGCACAGCGACCUAGAUCGACGUGGUCCGGUGGUGGAUCUCCGACAGGCCGUUUCUCCAACCAGCAUGCUGAUGUCGUUUGCCUCUUCUCCUUAUGUCCUUCUUGAAUUGGUGAAUACUGCUAGGUGAUCAUCAAGUUUGGGUUUCUCUUGGCUAGGUGAUCUUCAAGCAUAUAUAUGAAGUAGUAAGCGCGCGCCUAUAUGCAAACUAGAGCUGAGAAAUGGAAACCGUAAAAGUACUUCACAUGAACAAAGGAGUAGGGGAGACUAGCUAUGUCAUGAACUCUACUCUUCAGAGCAAGAUCAUAGAUGUGACAAAUCCAGCAACAAAGAAAGCUAUUGUGGAGAUUCUAUGCUCAAGUAGGCCAGUGAGGAUGGGCAUUGCAGACUUGGGUUGCUCCUCUGGACCCAAUACCUUGAGGGUCAUUUCAGAGAUAGUGGAUGUUGUUCAUGCCACCUCGCGUGUGUUAGAUUGCCCAGUGCCUGAGUUGGUAGUGCAUUUGAAUGACCUCUUCACCAAUGACUUCAACACUGUCUUUGAUUCAUUGCCAUCUUUCUACAAAACACAGAGGCAAGAAAAAGGAAAUGGGUUUGGGUCGACAUGCUUUGUUUCAGCUGUCCCAGGUAGUUUCUAUGGUAGGCUCUUCCCAAACAAAGGCCUCCACUUCGUGCACUCUUCUUCUAGUCUCCAUUGGCUCUCUCAGGCUCCUUUGGGUUUGAAGGAUGGUUGGGGAAGAGGACUGAACAAGGGAAAGAUCUACAUUUCAAAGAGUAGUCCCCAAUGUGUGUUAGAUGCUUAUUUACGUCAAUUCCAAAAUGACUUUUCACUGUUCUUAAAAUCACGUUCUCAAGAGGUGGUCGCAGGAGGACGCAUGGUGUUGUCUUUUAUGGGAAGGCAAUCCAUGGACCCAACCACGCUCCCUACCUAUUGGGAACUGUUAGCACAUGCCCUCAUGAGCAUGGUUUCAGAGGGUCUUGUGGAAGAGGAAAAAGUGAACUCUUUUGAUGUUCCUUACUACGCACCAUGCAUAGAAGAAUUGAAAUUGGAGAUUGAAAAGGAAGGUUCAUUCAUGGUGAUUAGCCAUGAAGCUUAUGAAAUUGACUGGGGUGCUGGAAUGGAAUUGCAAAGUGAUUCAACAUCAAGAGGGGAACUAGUUGCAAGGACCAUAAGGGCGGUGGCUGAAUCCAUUUUGGAAUUUCAUUUUGGGAGUCAUAUAAUAGAUGAGGUGUUUCGAAGAUAUGCCAAACUUGUGGAGGAACAGUUGUCCAUUCUCAAUUUGGUCAUUUCUCUUGUCAAGCGAGACUGAAACAAGCAAAAAGGAAACGACCAUUUUCUUCAAAUAACAUAUAUUUGGAGUUCGAAAUCUAAGAUAAUAAGGAAGUUGAUCCACAUGUAUUAUUUAGUUGUUGUAUUAAUAAAUGUGUGUGUUUUUAGACAAGUUAAAUGUGAAAUGAAAGCAUUUUUUUCUCAA
Lotus japonicus is the source of this 1501-nucleotide messenger RNA. RefSeq names its product probable jasmonic acid carboxyl methyltransferase 2. NCBI's taxonomy places the organism in Eukaryota, Viridiplantae, Streptophyta, Magnoliopsida, Fabales, Fabaceae. The transcript is spliced from 5 exons. The record is from RefSeq and is a predicted model, not a curated record. Gene Ontology annotation, biological process: methylation. Gene Ontology annotation, molecular function: S-adenosylmethionine-dependent methyltransferase activity. Bases 251 to 1336 code for a protein of 361 amino acids.